CGUCCAUAGCAAUUCUGAGCGGAAAAGUAACAGAGAGAGAAGAAGAAGAAGAAGAGAGAAUGGAGUGCUGCCGGAGGCCGAACAGGAGCGAUGUCCAUGUGUCGAUGGAGGAAGAGGCUCAGAUCGAGACAAAGACCAGGCAGUAUUUCGACGGUGCCGCUCCCAAGCGUCACACUAAGCCUCAGCGCAGCGACUAUUCUUCUCAAUACGUCGAUGCUCUCGCCGGCGAUGCUGACGGUGCCAUUCCUGAGAUGCUUCAAUUCCAACGCCUCGAGAAUCUUCCUCAUCCUCAGAAUUUGGCUAGUAAUGGGAUUCAAGUGACAGAGGAAUUCGUGGAAACAGAGUAUUACAAUGAUCUUAACAGCGUUGACAAACAACAUCAUACGACUGGAACAGGGUUCAUCGAAAUGGAGAAAAGUGACAAUUUCUUCCAUAUAGAGCCAGAUAACAACACCACACACCAUCCCUCUGGCAAGUGCAAUCCAGCAACUAAUGACUGGGUUCCUGCUGCUUCAAAUGAGGUGGGAUUCUUUUCAGACAAGCCAAACAGGAGUGACAUUUGAAAGUUCAUGUUAGGUUGUGGGAGUUUCACGUUCUCUUCAAUGUUGUUGCUGGUCAAAUGGAGAGAGGAAAAUGUUUAUCCUGGGUCUAAUAAAGCUAAGUUUAUGGGGGUGUUCUCAUGUUAUUUGUGUCUGGAUAUGAUUCUUCGCAUCCUUCGUAUUAGGUUUAUGAAUUUCAUUGUACUAUUAAAAACAUGACAUUUCGGUACCUUAAUUAAUACCACAAAUUAAUUUAAGAUUAAA
This is a messenger RNA of Prosopis cineraria, 803 nucleotides long. RefSeq lists its product as uncharacterized. The record is from RefSeq and is a predicted model, not a curated record. NCBI's taxonomy places the organism in Eukaryota, Viridiplantae, Streptophyta, Magnoliopsida, Fabales, Fabaceae. Bases 60 to 563 code for a protein of 167 amino acids. The transcript has 4 exons.